CACAAAUUUGACGUUUUGCAUCUAUGCGCCGCCUCAAAAAGGGAAAGCAAACAAUAUAAAAUCAACCAAAUUUGUUUUGGACCAAAACUUUUGGUUCGAAAUUGGAAAAGCAUCUAACAAAAAUGACGCCCAGUUGUGUGAUCUGUAACGAUAGCCAGCAGAAAAAUUCCCAAUGCCGAUUGUUCCCGUUUCCCGAUCCUUCAUCACAAGCAGUGCAAUUUCAAAAAUAUCUCGCUGUAUGUGAUCUGCAGGAACAAUGUCCUCAGACUGAUAAUCUUCACAUCUGCUCCACCCACUUCUCCGCCGAAUGUAUCGAUCAAGAAGGAAAUUUGAUCGAGGGCGCGAUGCCUACAACCAAUCUCGAACGGAUCGAAAUUGAAACCUAUGCUGACGAGGACUUCCAGAUGUUGGAGGAGUACGAACCGUUGUUCAAUGUCAAAUCAAAGGAUCCUGAAUCCGUUUCAGCGGUCUCUUUGACUUCUUCAAUUCAACCGUCAGUAAUGGAAACGGAAACCCUUCUUGUCCCGAAGACUGAACCUGUCGAAGAGGCUGAAGAAAAUGUUACAUUCGUAGAAGCUGAAAUUAAAACAGAAGCACCGGAUGUAGACGAAGGCAUUCCAGAUCCAUUUGGAAACGUAACUGCAGCCGAUAGUGUGCAAGAAAGCGAUCCUAAAUAUUGCAUUCUUUGCGGAGAUCGAGAAUCGAAAAAUUCAAACUGUCGGCUUUACAUUUUCCCGAAGAAAAUUCCCAAAAUCUACCGCAAGUGGAUGCUUGCCGCUAGGUUGGACAUGACGCGAUACCAGGACAAGGAUAUAUACAGUUGCCAGAAACAUUUUCCGGAGAAUGGAUUUUUCGCCGAUGGAAAAUUUAUUCAGAGUUGGGCUUCUCCCAAAUUAAAUCUACCGGCACGAUUGAAAACUGUUGCACCGAGUUUGACGAAACCAACAGAACCACAGGUUAUUUUCCUCAACGAACCUGGUCCAUCUUCUAGCGGAGCUACACGCUCCACUGGGCCGCAGAUUGUCAUCAAGUCUAAUCCGGCGAACAGAAAAAAUGCCGAAGCAUUGAAUAUUGACCCGGACAGUUAUGCCAAAACCUUCGCUAAGGUUGUUAUGGAACUAAUGCCGCGUAAGCUUAACUACAACGGUGAAGAGCGGCCAGUUACUGGAACAAUUGUAUUUCAAUCAAAUUUGUUUUAAGUACCAAGACACUAAACUAAAGCUGAUGAUUAAUAAAUUAGUAUACUAACGAGGAGUUUCGGACUAAUAA
Messenger RNA from Armigeres subalbatus, 1269 nucleotides. RefSeq lists its product as uncharacterized. Bases 123 to 1199 code for a protein of 358 amino acids. NCBI's taxonomy places the organism in Eukaryota, Metazoa, Arthropoda, Insecta, Diptera, Culicidae. The record is from RefSeq and is a predicted model, not a curated record. The transcript has 3 exons. Gene Ontology annotation, molecular function: sequence-specific DNA binding.